This is a messenger RNA of Paramecium sonneborni, 498 nucleotides long. The record is from the annotation of a GenBank genome assembly. NCBI's taxonomy places the organism in Eukaryota, Ciliophora, Oligohymenophorea, Peniculida, Parameciidae.
UAGAAUGGGUUAUUAAAAGCAAAAAUGAGGAGAUUGAAAAAAGCAUAGACAUAAAAGAAAGGGACUGAUAGACUUUAUUCUCAAAAUAGUAUAGAUUAUAAUGGAAGUAGAAAGUCGAAUUAUUCAGUUCCUAAUAGAUUGAAUUCAAAUAAUUCAUCUGUAAAUGCAUAAUAGUUAAAUAGGCUUGUUAUCAAAAACCAAAGUUUUAUACUAAAUCUCCAAUGAACUAAGAGCAAAUUCAGAAGAAACCAUCCCCAUCAUAACCAUAUGUCAGACCAAAUUAAAAAAAAGAAAUCUCCUUUAAAUUAAUAGAAACCAUCUCCUGGAAGAAAUAAUAUUGUUAAAUAAACUUCUCCACCAAGAUAAAAUUAUUAAUAAUACAAAGCUUCAUAAUAUAAAUGAUAAUAUUAAUAAUAAAUUACAUAAAGAACUAAUCAAUCUUCUAAUAAUUUCAAAAUAACCUAUGAAGUAGGUACAUCUAUAUGAAAGAAAAUCAGG